Molecule: messenger RNA, 4493 nt
Organism: Malus domestica (apple)
Lineage: Eukaryota; Viridiplantae; Streptophyta; Magnoliopsida; Rosales; Rosaceae
Cellular component (GO): mitochondrial outer membrane
Molecular function (GO): ATP hydrolysis activity; ATP binding; protein binding
Source: RefSeq, a predicted model, not a curated record
UAAAAAUAAAAUAAAAAAACCCAUAAAAAUAAUUAAAAUCUUUCUCUUUCUCUCUCUUUCUUUUUUCUCUCUGUGUUUGUUUCUCUCUCCUCGUAGCAUUUCCAGCAGAGAAUAAGGAAACGAAGAGAGAGAGAGAGAAGCAUGGUUUCAACGAGGCGAAGUGGAUCUCUCUCCGGGAACAACUGCAAACGAUCGUCGUCUUCCGAGGACAAGCCACCGUCACCGAAACGACCGAAGGCGGAUAAUGGUAGUGCUUCGGACAAAGCGACUCCUGGGGUGGAGAAUUCGAAGGAGCUGUGCACGCUUCCGCCGGCGGGGGCUGCCGAUCCCGGAGAAUGUGGUCCCGAAGAUGCGCCGGUCGCCGGAGACGGGGUGACUUCUGGAAAGACCGAAGCUGCUGCGCCAGCUGUGGCGGUGACGACACCGAUCGCCGAAGGGUCUUCGCCGGUGGUGGAAAAGCAGCCGAGGAGUGCACCGUCUUCCUGGAGUUUCUAUCAGAAGCAGAACCCGAGUUUUGAUACGCCUUGGUGCAAGCUUUUGUCACAGUCUGCACUGAAUGUAAAUAUUUCUAUUAGUGCAAUGGCAUUCACAAUUGGUGCAAACAGACAGUGCAAUUUUGCUCUCAAGGAUCAUACCAUUAGUGGAGUACUGUGCAAGAUCAAGCGCACACAGCGUGAGGGCAGUGCUGUAGCAGUUCUUGAAAGUACGGGAAGCAAGGGAUCAGUGCAAGUAAAUGGGACAAAUGUCAAGAAAGGCAACAGUUGCAUGCUUAACCCGGGUGAUGAAGUUGUCUUUGGUUCAAUGGGCAACCAUGCUUAUAUUUUUCAGCUACUGCUGACUGAGGCUGCAGUUAAGGGUGCAGAGGUGCAAGGCAGUAUUGGAAAAUUUUUGCAUCUUGAAAAGAGGGCAGGAGAUCCUUCAGCUGUGGCUGGGGCUUCCAUACUGGCUUCUCUUAGCACGAGGGCAGAACAAUCGCGAUGGAAGUCCGCAGCUCAGACCACCAGUAAAGUUCACCCCGGUGCUGAGGUACCAGCUCAGUCUGUCAUUCAAGAUGAUACAGAAAUUGAGCUUGGUGGUCUAGAAAGCAGCUCAACUCCAAAUAGAGCGACUGACAAAGCUGAAGAUAUUGGAGCAAUAGACAAGAAUCUCACUCCAGACUGCAACCCCGAUUCUAGCAUAGAGGCAGGCAAUGUAAAACUUUCUGGGAUGAAUGAUUUGCUAAGGCCUUUAUUGAGGAUGUUAGCUCGAUCACCUAGUUAUAAACUAAAAUUGAGCAAAGGUAUCUGUAAACAGGUAUUGGAAGAAAGAAACGAGUGGAUGAGGGAUUUGCAAUCAGCAUCAACGUCAGGCAUGUCUCUCCGGUGUGUUGCAUUUAAAGAAGGCCUUCAUGCAGGAAUUCUUGAUGGCAAAAGCAUAGAUGUCUCCUUUGAUAACUUCCCAUACUAUUUGAGUGAGAAUACGAAGAAAGUGUUGAUUGCAGCCUCAUUUAUACACUUGAAACAUAAAGAGCAUGUGAAGUAUACCUCAGAGCUUACAGCUGUGAACCCUCGCAUUUUGCUCUCUGGUCCUUCAGGGUCUGAGAUAUAUCAGGAGAUGUUGGCAAAGGCUCUUGCGCAGUACUUUGGGGCUAAGUUGCUCUUAUUCGAUAGCCACUCUUUUUUGGGUGGUUUAUCAUCAAAGGAAGCUGAGCUGCUCAGGGAUGGAUUGAGUGCAGAAAAACUCUGCAGCUUGACCAAACAAAGUCCCGCACUCCCAGACUUGGCCAAGAACACUGAUCUUUCAGCUUCUGAAACAGAGGCACUGGGAUCUUCAAAUGCACUGAAUGACCUGGAAUCCCAACCAAAGAUGGAGAAUGACACCCUCCCCUCUUCCUCGGGGGCAUCGAGGAAUUACUUGUUUAAAAUAGGUGACAGAGUAAGAUUUAUUGCUCCAGGUGCCUUAUAUGCUACAUCAUCUUCUUUACGGGGCCCAGGGAUCGGAAUGCGUGGAGAGGUUGUGCUGCUUUUUAAGGACAAUCCUUUGUCAAAAGUCGGUGUAAAGUUUGAUAAACCAAUACCUGAUGGUGUUGAUCUUGGGGGUCUAUGUAAAGGCAAUGGAUACUUCUGCAAUGUCUUUGAUCUUCGAUUGGAAACCACGGGCGCAGAAGAUUUGGACAAGUUACUUAUCAACACAUUGUUUGAGGCUGUAAUAAGUGAGAGCAGAAGUUCCCCUUUCAUUUUGUUCAUGAAAGAUGCUGAGAAGUCCCUGGUAGGAAAUUCUGAUUCAUUUUCCGCAUUCAGAGCGAGACUUGAUAAGCUUCCAGAUAAUGUGGUUGUAAUUGGUUCUCACACUCAAACUGACAGUCGCAAGGAGAAGUCGCACCCUGGUGGUUUGCUUUUCACAAAGUUUGGCAGCAAUCAAACUGCUCUUCUUGACUUGGCUUUCCCGGAUAGUUUUGGAAGACUACAUGAGAGAGGGAAAGAAGUUCCCAAGGCGACAAAACUUCUGUCUAAACUCUUUCCCAAUAAAGUUACCAUUCAUAUGCCGCAGGAUGAAGCACUUCUUGUCUCGUGGAAGCAACAAUUGGAUCGAGAUGUUGAAACCCUAAAAAUGAAGGGAAACUUGAAUCUCUUGCGCACUGUUCUGGGUCGAUGUGGACUAGAGUGUGAAGGACUUGAGACACUAUGCAUCAAGGAUCAAACACUUACCAACGAAAGUUCAGACAAGGUAGUUGGAUGGGCUCUAAACCAUCAUUUAAUGCAGAAUCCUGAAGCUGAUCCAGAAACAAAAGUUGUUGUAUCUGCGGAGAGCAUCCAGUACGGACUUGAAAUUUUACAGGCUCUCCAGAAUGAAACGAAGAGUUUGAAGAAGUCACUUAAGGAUGUUGUAACAGAAAAUGAAUUUGAGAAAAGGCUGUUAGCUGAUGUUAUUCCACCUAGUGACAUUGGAGUUACGUUUGAUGAUAUUGGAGCCCUUGAGAAUGUGAAGGAUACAUUGAAGGAGUUGGUGAUGCUUCCUUUACAAAGGCCUGAGCUUUUCUGCAAGGGGCAAUUAACCAAGCCUUGCAAGGGUAUCCUUUUAUUUGGUCCCCCUGGAACAGGCAAGACAAUGCUUGCAAAGGCUGUGGCCACGGAAGCUGGUGCAAACUUUAUCAACAUAUCCAUGUCAAGCAUCACAUCUAAGUGGUUUGGUGAGGGUGAGAAAUACGUGAAAGCUGUUUUCUCGCUGGCCAGUAAAAUUGCGCCUAGUGUUGUAUUCGUAGAUGAAGUGGACAGUAUGUUGGGCCGACGGGAAAAUCCAGGGGAGCAUGAGGCAAUGCGUAAGAUGAAGAAUGAAUUUAUGGUAAAUUGGGAUGGUUUACGAACAAAAGAAACAGAGCGAGUUCUUGUACUGGCAGCCACAAAUAGGCCUUUUGACCUUGAUGAGGCUGUCAUUCGAAGACUGCCGCGCAGGUUGAUGGUAAAUUUGCCAGAUGCUCCGAAUAGAGCAAAAAUAUUGAAAGUCAUACUGGCAAAAGAGGACUUGUCUCCCACUAUUGAUUUUGAUGCUAUUGCGAGCAUGACGGAUGGGUAUUCUGGAAGUGACCUCAAGAAUCUUUGUGUAACUGCUGCACAUCGUCCAAUUAAAGAGAUUUUGGAGAAGGAAAAAAAGGAGCAUGCUGUAGCUGUAGCAGAAGGUAGAGCUGCUCCAGCUUUGAGUGGCAGUGCUGAUAUACGGUCUCUGAACAUGGACGACUUCAAAGAUGCUCACGAACGGGUAUGUGCCAGUGUUUCAUCGGAGUCUGUGAACAUGACCGAGCUUUUACAGUGGAACGAAUUAUACGGCGAAGGGGGUUCAAGAAGAAAGAAAGCCCUUAGCUACUUCAUGUGAAGGCUUCUGCUGUACAAAAUGGGUUUUUUUCUCCUUAAUCAAUUUUUUUAUUUUCGUUUACAAUUUUCCGUCCCAUAAAUUUCUGCAGUUCUUCUCCUAGAGCCCGAUGUAAGUUUUGCCUCCAUCUUACUUACGGCUCUGUAGACAAUCAUUUCCUGUAAAAUGAAAUUCAGUUUUUUACGCUGCUUUUAUUGUCCCUUUAGUUCGAUGGUGGCGGGUACAAGUGAAGCGAAAGCCUUCUAAAGAGAAGUGGCUUUGGCUUCACCACUUGUGUUUCGUUCCCCAUCGUCAUUCUGUCGGCGUAAAGAAAGUGUCUGUUAACCCCAGUUAUUGUGGUGACAGUAGAGAAAACAAAGGCAAAGACGGAAUGGUGAUAUGUGCAUAUAGUCAUUUUGAUUGCGCUCGUUGGAAUUGAACAAUAAGCAGUUAGGAACCAUUGACAUUUUCUGUACCAUGUAUCAUAUAGAUGCUGCCUUGGCAGUUUUUUUCUGGUCUCACAUUAGUUACAGUACUUUACUGCAUUAUUUUCCUUCAAUUUCUCGUAACUUUUAAUGUUGAACAUUGUUGGAUUGAUGCCGGUUUGUGAAGUGGUGCUGGGUGAUGAUUAACUGGUGCUUGAUUAAUUUAAUUUUUCAUUAAUCAAA